Messenger RNA from Pieris napi, 711 nucleotides. Its product is annotated as alpha-crystallin B chain-like. The record is from RefSeq and is a predicted model, not a curated record. Bases 67 to 570 code for a protein of 167 amino acids. Gene Ontology annotation, biological process: response to heat; protein refolding. Gene Ontology annotation, molecular function: protein folding chaperone. The transcript has a single exon. Lineage: Eukaryota; Metazoa; Arthropoda; Insecta; Lepidoptera; Pieridae.
GUCACUUGCAUCAGUUGAAAAUAAACAAUUUUGCUGUGUGGAACUAAGUGAACAAAACUAAGCGAAAUGUCUCUUGUGCCGUAUUGGUUGCGCCAUUUGAGAAAUCUCACAUACCGGGAUCCCUUCAUGAGGGUUUUGGAGGAUCCGUUCCAUGUGUUAACCAAAGACCCGUUUUUCCGUGACCCCGUAAAAUAUAUCAAACAAGUGACGACUCCUUUGGAGGGCGAACAUCAUGGAAUCGAAGGUGUCUACGCAGAUUCAGAGGUAAAAAUCGACGGAAAGAAGGUUGAAGUGCAUUUGGACGUUCAGAAUUUUACGCCAGAACAAAUCCAGGUCAAGACGGUUGGUAACGAGAUCAUGGUAGAAGGGAAGAAAGAGAUUAAACGAGAGGACGGCUGGACCAAGAGCCACUUCGAGAGACGGUUUCUUCUUCCAGAAGGAUUCCCUCCAGAGCGCGUAGAGUGCCAUCUCGACAAAGGCAAGCUGAAGCUGGUAGCGUUCCGAUCAGAACCAUUGCAAGAAAGGACAAUUCCGAUCCAAGAUAAAACCAGCGACACUGGAAAAUCGUAAAAUUUCACAUAAUAUAUCGGACCGUACAUUUUUAUUUGCAAUCAUCGUGGAAUACUACUUUAGAUUAGUGAUAGGUUCAUUCGACUGAUUAGGUUAAUAUAAUUUUGUGAUUUUUUUAUUAAUAAAAAAUUAAUUUCAAAA